GCAAAAACGCAGUGAAAACUUUGCUAAUGCCGGAAGAUGCAAGCACUUUGGGAUCUGAUGACGGUCAUUCAUUGGUUAACGUUUAGACUUUCUUAGUGUUUGUGGUACAUGUUUGAUGGAUUCGUCGUAGUCCUAGUGAUUGUGAAUAAUAAAAGUCUUCAACUGCCAAUGAUAAGUCAGGACAUCCCAUCAUGCCGUUACCUGGCAACCACACUGAAUCCUCCAGCACCGCUGUGAAGAUGUUUAACAACUCAACAACGUUGCCAAGCGAUGACAACAUGACUACAACUGCAAACACUGCAGAACUUAUUCAGCGCCUCAAUGAUGAGGUGGCUCGACUGAUGCUCCCUGCCACAAUUUAUAUCGUGAUUUGUAUGGUUCUCGGUUUAAUUGGCAAUGUGAUGGUAUGCUUCUUCUAUGGCUGCAAGACGAAGCGAACUACAAACACAUAUUUCAUUGUGAUACUUGCGCUGUAUGACAUAAUUGUUUGUGCCAUUUCCAUGCCAACAGAAAUCGUCGACAUACAGCUGUACUAUACAUUCGAAAACAAUAUCGCUUGUAAAAUUCUGCGAUUUGUUAACUACUUUGCUGGAAUUGGGUCAAUUCUUACUCUCGUUGCCAUAGCGACCGAUCGUUUUAAAAAGAUAUGCAGGGCAACGCAACCUCAGUUGACUUUCAAAACAACAAGGUUUGUUAGUGUUGGCAUUAUAGGAAUUGCAAUUUUCUUGUCAUGGCCAUCUUUGUUGAUCUAUGGAUCAAUAAAGGUUCCUAUUGACAACGAGUAUGGUCUUGAUCUAUGGGGGUCAGACUGUACCUCAACGAAAGACAAAGCAUACCGGAAAUAUGUAUGGAUGUUUAAUGGAGUUCAUUGCUUACUCUUCAUUAUCUUAUCGAUAGCGUUAAUCGUGUUAUACAGCAUUAUCGGAAACAAAAUAUUUAGUCACAAUAAAAAUCUACAAAAACAUCGCCCUUUCCAAAAACAAACGUCAAACAAUGACGCAGAUAUAUCUUUCACGAACACGCAAACCAGCACGACCGAUGAAAGAGUUAGCAAAGAUUCCAAAGAUCAUUCUGCUUCCAAACUGGACCAAGGCACUCACGGUAUAAUGAAAAAUCAUGUCGGAACUAAGACUAGCGUUAUUCCACAAAAGAAUAUAAGAGUGGACAAGGAAUCUGUGAGGAUUACCAUGGUGAUGAUCAUCGUUACUGUUAUAUUCAUAUUAAGUGGCCUCCCUUUCCUCUCGUUGACCGUAUGGAGGAUAGUGGAAGGCAAGCACGAGGCGUUAUUUCUCUCCGGAGCUGGGUUAGUCGGUUUCAAAAUUGGGUCAAGGUCUUUCCUGCUGAAUAGUAGCCUUAAUCCAUGGAUUUACGGCAUAUUCAACAGGAACUUCAGACGAUUCUUUUUUGGAUGGUGUUGUGAUUGUUUUGCCUACAUUAAAAAGCGUUGUCAGCGUCAUUAGAAUUUAGCACUCACUAUAAAUGAUUUCUUUCGCGUCGAUGUGUUGUUAUGCUGCAAAAAAAAAAGAAUUGUUAAUGUAAUGGAUGGUGUUGUGGUUGUUUUACCUACAUUAAGAAGCGUUGUCAGCGACUUUAGAAUUUAGCUAUAAAUGAUUACUUUCACGUCGAUGUGUUGUUAUGCUGUUUUUUAAUUGUUAAGAUAAUGACCUAAUUUUCAUAAAAAGAAUCGCGAAAGUUGCGAACAGAAUCAAAUGUACUACUUAUACCCGAAACCAAAAUGGGGGCAUUCGUAACAACUCGGCAAUCUCCGGUAAGCUUCGAGAUUCCUGUUUGAUACUGGCCGAGGUGUUCCGAUUGAAAUGGGGGAUCCAGCUAAAGUUUCAUACAACCUCAUGUAUAACGCUAUUGUGGUCGUCCAAUGUCCACCGUGAACUGCCAACCACACCCUUAAGUGCCAUAUAAUAUAUUUAUACUGCUUUGCCUAUUAUAACCAAACUUUAUACUGGGAAUCAUUAUUAUCAUUAACUUGUCCUCGUUUGAACGUUUUCGAUGAAAAGCGUUCCAUGUUUAUU
This is a messenger RNA of Mya arenaria, 2030 nucleotides long. Its product is annotated as cholecystokinin receptor type A-like. Gene Ontology annotation, biological process: G protein-coupled receptor signaling pathway. Lineage: Eukaryota; Metazoa; Mollusca; Bivalvia; Myida; Myidae. Gene Ontology annotation, molecular function: G protein-coupled receptor activity. The record is from RefSeq and is a predicted model, not a curated record. Bases 192 to 1460 code for a protein of 422 amino acids. The transcript has 2 exons. Gene Ontology annotation, cellular component: membrane.